AUGUCAAUUAGGCCUCUCAAUCUAGCCAGUUUAGAUGAGCCAGAAACUUCCUUUGAAGAGCUUAAUACAACGCUACCUCGAUUUCAAUCACAUGAAACAUUUGCACCGGAAGACAGCGCGCAACCAUUGAGUACAUCAACGUAUAUACCGACUCCAUCAUCAGUGGGAACUUCUGAUACUGGUACAGUUUUCUCUAACAGUGCUGAUGCGCUUUGGUCUAACAGACAAGGGGAGGAUGAUCAAGACAUGGAGGUAGAUCAUGAUGAUGAAUUUUUGAACGACUUCCAGGAAUUUCAAAAUAAAAAGGAUGACUUUGACGAUGCCAUAAAAACAAACUUUCAUUUAAGAAACAGAUUUGGAGUCACGCCGUUUAAGAACGAGGAUUUUGCAGAAGAGUUUAACAGGAAACUGAGCUUUGGAGAUAAACCUAAGCUUAAGCAACCUAGAUCAAUGAUGGAAUUGAAACCAAAAAGAAAAUUAUCGAAUAAUGUAUCUUCAAGAAACUCAAGAACUGUUAAUUCUGUCAGGUUUAAAAAGUCCAUGCCAAACUUACCUUUAGCCAAUCUAGUGAUUAAAGAGGAAGACAAUGAAGAACAGGACAGGGAGGAACAGCGAAGGUUUGAUUACAAAGAUGAUGAUGAUGAUACACAAGAAACUAUAUUGGCGAAAUUUAGUUCUGAUGAUGAAGGUGGCUUUCUAACGGGAUUUGAAGGGCUAGAGGGUGAAGCAAUUGAUGAAACAACUUCGCCGAAUGAUAAAGAGAGCGUCAACCACCCUCCUUUCUUGAAAAGAAAGUCUACUUCAUCAUUGCCCUUAAAGAUAUCACCUGCACAAUAUGAUAUAGUCAAACAUGACGAACUAUUAACUCCGGGCCUUCAUAGACGACAACGAGAAUGGAACACUCAGCAGGAAUUGGACUCUUUUAGGGAGGAAGAACCAAUAAGACACUUUUCCAGCCAAAAUGUGCAACUUAACGGACCUGCUAAAAUAAAAACGAUAAAACAGCAGAUUGACCAUAAUACUCCAAUGAAGAAAGGUUCCAUGAUAUACAACCCAAAAACUAUGAAAUGGGAAGGAAAUGAGAAUGUUUUGAACAGGUUCAGCGAUGUAGACGCGGUAAAUAGAAAAGCUCUGUUAAUAAAAAAUAAGCUCCAACGAAAUGUAGAUGAUUAUACUAAGAAGAAGAAAUAUCCUGAUUUACAGCAGGCAAGAACCGCUUCCAGAAAUCAAAAAGUCGUUGGCAACAUGGUUCUUGAUGAACAAAACCUAAGAUGGGUUAGCGUUUCAGAAGAUGAAACAGAUCCUUUUGCAGGCAUUCCUGAGAUAAAUUUGCCACCAGUUGGAAAAACCAUGAAGAAACGCAGUUCCUCUCCAUUUUUGCGUUCUCAUAGCCAAGUUAGUCCGCCAUUGUUUUCAAAUGACAGUAACGGCGGUUAUCAAAAUACCACAGCUCAAGCAAGACUUAGGAAAUACCAUUCAAUGAGGACUCUUAACGGUUCAGCCAAUAGUUUAGAAUUGAAUCCGAUUUUCCAUUUGAGUUCAACGGCAUUAGAAAGAAUUUAUCACGAAGAGAACAGGUGGUGCAGAAAAUUGGCUUCAUGGUUCAUACCGCGAGAUGAGACCAUAAUCGGUGUGGAGGAAGAAACUAUUAUGGAUGAAAGUACGAUUAAUGGCAAGAGAAAAUCUUACAUGUACGAAAUUAGGAACAUGGUGAUCAAUUCCACAAAAGAUUAA
Molecule: messenger RNA, 1734 nt
Organism: Saccharomyces mikatae IFO 1815
Lineage: Eukaryota; Fungi; Ascomycota; Saccharomycetes; Saccharomycetales; Saccharomycetaceae
Gene: BFA1
Product: Bfa1p
Exons: 1
Coding region: 1-1734 (577 amino acids)
Biological process (GO): regulation of Ras protein signal transduction; mitotic spindle orientation checkpoint signaling
Cellular component (GO): SIN/MEN two-component GAP complex; mitotic spindle pole body
Molecular function (GO): GTPase activator activity
Source: RefSeq, a predicted model, not a curated record